AUGACUCAUAUCAUCCGUUUGUUACACAUUUGUGAUGCUGAUGAGAAGCCUUCGUUGCCAUAUGUGUAUGAAGGGAUGUAUCGAGCAAGAUUAGGCAUUAAACAGAUGUUCCAAGGAAAACGCCCUCUCUACAAGCCUUAUACGAACAUCAUUGAUAGGAGAUGGGAUCGUAUGUUGCGUCAUGAUCUUCAUGCUGCAGCAUACUAUUUGAACCCGACUUUCAACUAUGAUCCUACAUUUUCUGACAAGCCUGAGGUUAUGAGUGGAUUGAUGAAUUUAUUUGAGAAACAAAUAGAGAAUAGUAAAACAAAGCUGUUUCAAGAGCUUAAGAUGUAUAGAGAACGUGAAGGCAGCUUUUCUCGCCCUAUGGCUCUAUCUUGCAGCAAAACAUCUCAGCCAAAUGAAUGGUGGAGAUAUUUUGGUUUUAAUGCUCCUAAUUUGCAAAAGUUAGCAAUAAGAAUUCUUAGUCAAACCGCUUCUUCAUCUGGAUGUGAACACAAUUGGUCUGUAUUUGAGAUGAUUCAUACCAAGAAGAGGAAUAGACUAGAGCAUCAAAGACUUAAUGAUCUUAUCUUCGUGCACUACAAUCUACGUCUGCAACAUAGAGAGUUUUGGAUUAUUGAAGAAGAAGAAGCAGGUGAACUUGAACUUGAUGAAUUAGAAAAUGCUCUUGCUGAAGAAUAUCCCAAAGAUCAUGAAGAGAUGAACCCUGAAAAUUCUAAUGAUUUUGAUGAAGACUUCACUAUGCCACCUGAAGAGUAUGAAGGGAAUGAUGGUGGAGAUAACCAAAAUUAG
Molecule: messenger RNA, 795 nt
Organism: Camelina sativa (false flax)
Lineage: Eukaryota; Viridiplantae; Streptophyta; Magnoliopsida; Brassicales; Brassicaceae
Source: RefSeq, a predicted model, not a curated record